Pogona vitticeps (central bearded dragon) is the source of this 3183-nucleotide messenger RNA. The record is from RefSeq and is a predicted model, not a curated record. Lineage: Eukaryota; Metazoa; Chordata; Lepidosauria; Squamata; Agamidae.
CUUUGAGGAGGUUGACCCCAUAUUCACUCCAACUCAGAGGGUGGGAUCCCUCUGGAUCAAGUCUCGAGAUCUCUGCGUGAGGACCUACUUCUGGGAACAAGGUCUCUCCAGGUAACAAACAGAAGAAUCAGAAUUCUACAGAUCCAUUUCUUCUGCCAAUGAAAAGAACCACACGUGAAGGAGGAAAAAGGAAGAAGGGAAGACCACCAGGGAUAGGAGAAAGUUUUGAAAGUUUCUCAUGGUGUACUAGUCCGUCUUGGGGGGGUAGCAAAAACAGGAAUAUGAACAUUUCUUAUUGGUAGAAAUAUGUACCUCCAAUUUGAACAAAAAUAGCAGAGUCCACUUGCAGGUGAAACCUAAUCAAUGUAUGGAACAUGCAAAGAGUGUAGUCAAAUAUAAUAAUUAUGUUUCAUGUGGAAAACCCCUGAGAGGUAUAAAGGCCUGUGAUGUGGAGAAAAGUUUAGCCAAAGCCAAAUUUGGUUAACUUGAAAGAACUCACAAAAGGAUGAAAACACAUAAAUGCAUGGAAUGUGGAAAAAGCUUCAGUAUGACGAGCGCCCUAAGUAGACAUAAAAAAACUCACACAGGGGAGAAACCCUAUAAAUGCAUGGAAUGUGGAAAGAACUUCCGUCGCAGCAGUCACCUAAGUGCACAUCAAACAACUCACACCGGGGAAAAACCGUAUGAAUGCAUGGAAUGUGGAAAGACCUUCAGCAACAGCAGUAGCCUAUGUGGGCAUAGAAGAACUCACACAGGGGAGAAACCGUAUCAAUGCAUGGACUGCGGAAAGAGCUUCAGUCGCAGCAGUCACCUAAGUGCACAUCAGAGAACUCACACUGGGGAAAAACCGUAUGAAUGCAUGGAAUGUGGAAAGAGCUUCAUCAGUAACGGUAACCUUGGUUUGCAUCAAAGAAUUCACACUGGAGAAAAACCAUAUAAAUGUAUGGAAUGUGCUGAAUGCUUCCGUCACAGGAGUCACCUUAAGUCACAUGAAAGAACUCACACAGGGGAGAAACCCUAUAAAUGCAUGGAAUGUGGAACGUGCUUCAGUCAGAGCAAUCACCUAAGUUCACAUCAAAGAACGCACACAGGGGAGAAGCCAUACCAUUGCAUGGAAUGUGGAAAGAGCUUCAGUGAGAGCAGUAGCCUUAGUUCACAUCAAAGAAUCCACACAGGGGAGAAACCAUAUCAGUGUAUGAAAUGUGGAAGGAACUUCACUGAGAGCAGUAGCCUUCGUGUACAUCAAAGAACUCACACUGGGGAGAAACCACAUGAAUGCAUGGAAUGCGGAAAGAGUUUCAGUCACAGUGGUAGCUUUAGUUCACAUCAAAGAACUCACACAGGGGAGAAACCCUAUAAAUGUAUGGAGUGUGGGAAGAGCUUCCGUUACAGCAAUAACCUCAGUUCUCAUCAAAGAAUUCAUACUGGGGAGAAACCCUAUAAAUGUUUGGAGUGUGGGAAGAGCUUCAGGCAGAGCAGUAGCCUUCAUUCACAUCAAAGAACUCACAGAGAGAGAGAUUCAUAUCAAUGCAUGGAAUGUGGAAAGAGCUUCAGUCAAAUCAGUCACCUCAGUUCACAUCAAAGGACUCACACUGGAGAGAAGCCCUAUAAAUGCAUGGAAUGUGGAAAGUGUUUCAGUUUCAGUGGUAGCCUUAAUGUACAUCAAAAAACUCACACUGGAGAGAAACCAUAUCAAUGCAUCGAAUGUGGAAAGAGCUUCAGUCAAAGCAGUAACCUUAGAUCACAUCAAAUAACUCACACUGGAGAGAAGCCAUAUCAAUGCAUGGAAUGUGGAAAGUCAUUCAGACGAAGCAGUGAACUCAGUAUACAUCAAAGAAUUCACAAUGGAGAGAAGCCAUAUCAGUGCAUGGAAUGUGGAAAGAGCUUCAGUCAAAGCAGUAACCUUAGAUCACAUCAAAUAACUCACACUGGAGAGAAGCCAUAUCAAUGCAUGGAAUGUGGAAAGAGCUUCAAACGAAGUAGUGAACUCAGUACACAUCAAAGAACUCACACUGGAGAGAAGCCAUAUCAAUGUAUGGAAUGUGGAAAGUGCUUCAAACGAAGUAGUGAACUCAGUACACAUCAAAGAACUCACACUGGAGAGAAGCCAUAUCAAUGCACGGAAUGUGGAAAGAGCUUCAAUCAAAGCAGUCACCUUAGAUCACAUCAAGUAACUCACACUGGAGAGAAGCCAUAUCAAUGCUUGGAAUGUGGAAUGUGCUUCAAACGAAGCAUUGAACUCAGUUCACAUCAAAGAACUCACACUGAAGAGAAGCCAUAUCAAUGCAUGGUAUGUGGAAAGUCAUUCAGACGAAGCAGUGAACUCAGUACACAUCAAAGAACUCACACUGGAGAGAAGCCCUAUAAAUGCAUGGAAUGUGGAAAGAGCUUCAGUCAACAUAGUCACCUUAGAUCACAUCUAAGAACUCACACUGGGGAGCAACCCUAUCAAUGCAUGGAAUGUGGAAAGCGCUUCAGUCAAGGCCAACACCUCAGUACACAUCAAAGAACUCACACUGGGGAGAAGCCAUAUCAAUGCAUGAAAUGUGAAAAGAGCUUCAGUCAAAGCUGUGAACUCAGUACACAUCAAAGAACGCACACUGGAGAGAAGCCAUAUCAAUGCAUGGUAUGUGGAAAGUCCUUCAGACGAAGCUGUAAACUCAGUACACAUCAAAGAACUCACACUAGAGAGAAACCAUAUGAAUGCAUUGAAUGUGGAAAGAGCUUCAGUCAAAGUGGUCACCUUAGAUUACAUCAAAGAACCCACACUGGAGAGAAGCCAUAUCAAUGUAUGGAAUGUGGAAAGUGUUUCAAACGAAGUUGUGAACUCAGUAUACAUCAAAGAAGUCACACUGGGGAGAAGCCAUAUCAAUGCAUGGAAUGUGGAAAGAACUUCAGUGCCAGUAGUAACCUUAGAUUACAUCAAAGAACUCACACUGGAGAGAAGCCAUAUCAAUGCAUGGAAUGUGGAAAGAGCUUCAGUCAGAGCAGUAACCUGAGUUCACAUCAAAGAACUCACUUUGGGGAGAAGCCAUAAUGAGGCCUGGAAAGGGAGAAGUGCUUCAGUGACACUGGUGCCCUGAGAAGUAAAAGAAGAACUGAAUUUCAUGCUGUAUGUGAAGCUGGAGUGUCCUCUUCAGAGCACGAAGCCUGGGUAUGAUAAUAUGGAGGAUAGACUAUUAC